GAGGGCUCUCGUGGUUUUCCGUUUGGCUACUGUGUUCCUAUUUUUGGGGGUUCUUCAGGGGUACAAGCAUCAAACGCUUUGCAAUAGAGAGGGAACGAUGGGAAAUCCGAAGCAGAAAUGGACGACUGAAGAGGAAGAAGCUCUGCGAGCGGGUGUAGACAAGCACGGCGUCGGGAAAUGGAAGAACAUUCAGAGGGAUCCAGAAUUCGGUCACUGUCUAUCGGCGCGUUCCAACAUCGAUUUAAAGGAUAAAUGGAGAAAUAUGAGUGUUAGUGCCAGUGGGCAGGGCUCUAGAGAAAAAUUAAGGACUCCAAAGGUGAAGGCUGUUCCAGCCUCAGCUACUUCAGCUCUCACCGUUCAGAGUUCUGUUGCCUCUGCUCCAGUUGCACAGGAUGCUCGAGCUGAUUCCAUCAUGGAUUCUGGACCGGGCUUACAAGAUGCCAAGGCUGCUCCUCGGUACAACACAAUGAUUUUUGAAGCACUUUCAACCUUGGACGAUCCAAAUGGAUCAGAUAUUAGUUCCAUCAUCAGCUAUAUUGAGCAAAGGCAUGAGGUGCCACAAAAUUUCAGAAGGUUGUUGAGUUCAAAGUUAAGAAGACUUGUUGCACAGGACAAGCUUGAAAAGAUCCAGAACUGCUACAAAAAAAAAGAAGAUAGUAGCUUUGGAACAAGAGCACCUCCCCCAAAACAGAUCCGGCCGAGGCAAUCUCAAAAUCCUGGGUUCAUUGCUUCCGUUGACGCAGUGGAAGAAGCAGCAGCGGCUGCUGCCUACAAAAUUGCCGAGGCAGAAAGCAAGUCAUUUGUGGCCUCUGGAGCAGUAGCAGAGGCAGAGAAAAUAGCAAAGAUGGCUGAAGAGGCUGAGUCAUUGGUACUGCUAGCAAAACAGAUAUUUGAACAAUGUUCACGAGGUGAAAUUGUACUCAUGGCCUAAAACAAUGGAUUGGUGUGGAGCAAGACAAAGGAAAUUGGCCAUUGUAUAUUGUUCGACUGGAAGAUGAUUACUUCUAUACGAGGGUGAAGCGGGAUGCCGGCAUGCAAUUUCAUGGACGUAGGAGCAGUACAUCAAUCAGCCAAACUAAUGUCUCUCCAAUUAAUUAUUCUCUGGCUGCUUGUAAAAAUAUAAAGCACUGCCAACUCUAUGGAUGUCUCCUUUGGAGGAAAUCGACAGCAAUUGUAUCAAUUCAAGAUAGUAUCAAUACUCAAAAGCGCAUCGGGACUGAUUGAUUCUGAC
Telopea speciosissima is the source of this 1231-nucleotide messenger RNA. RefSeq names its product telomere repeat-binding factor 4-like. Gene Ontology annotation, molecular function: double-stranded telomeric DNA binding. Gene Ontology annotation, biological process: nucleosome assembly. The record is from RefSeq and is a predicted model, not a curated record. Bases 98 to 931 code for a protein of 277 amino acids. Gene Ontology annotation, cellular component: nucleosome. Lineage: Eukaryota; Viridiplantae; Streptophyta; Magnoliopsida; Proteales; Proteaceae. The transcript has 7 exons.